AUGCAGGAAUGGUUCAAGGGAAAGAGAAAAACAGAUCGUAAUCACAAGAAAGAGCCCGUGCGUGGUGACAUAUCGGAUCUCUUAUGUACGCUACAGAAAACCAGAUCCGUUUUCCAGCUGCAACCCACAUCCAAGAAACGUAGGCAGAUUCCCGAGGAAGAAGAUGCAGCACCAAACAACUUGGCGGAAACCUUGCGAAUUCUGAAGGAGGAGCCCCACAUGACUCAGUCAAUUUGGCCAAAUCCACCUUUGUGUUUAAGUGCGCCGUCACUUUCCAAUGGAUGUGUUCCCUACUCCUUUCCAGCUCUUGCAUCAGCCUUCGAGACAUCAUCAUCGAAGUCACCACACAAAGAGACUGGCUGUGUUUCAUUCAAACCUGAGCUUACGGAAUCGUCCAUUCUCAAAUCCAGCAUCAGGAUCAGGGAUCCCUUUCAGGAUGACCCAACGCCGACAAAGAAGAAGCGGAAGUUGAAUAGUGACGUCACCUAUUCCAUUCCAUCCAUUGAUACCACGUUGGAGGAUAUCUACAACAUGACGUCAUCACUUCUUCCAUACAUGGACAAUUUCCUGUGGGGCAUGGAAGCACCGAGAUUCACGUGAUUCCAUAAGACUGAGUGAUACAUUUAUUGUGAUAACGAUCAACAUUGUGAAAAUGUGCUAUUAAACUGUGCAUCCCAGUGCUACAUCGUAAAUGUGCUGAUUGUAUUCAUAAACGUUUUUUUCCAAGAACCAGAUUGGUUGAGUUCAUUUUAUGUAUCUUAUUCAGAAAGUUAGA
Molecule: messenger RNA, 775 nt
Organism: Saccostrea cuccullata (small rock oyster)
Lineage: Eukaryota; Metazoa; Mollusca; Bivalvia; Ostreida; Ostreidae
Exons: 2
Coding region: 1-600 (199 amino acids)
Source: RefSeq, a predicted model, not a curated record